This is a messenger RNA of Alternaria ventricosa, 768 nucleotides long. RefSeq lists its product as uncharacterized. Gene Ontology annotation, cellular component: mitochondrial inner membrane. Gene Ontology annotation, molecular function: lipid binding. The record is from RefSeq and is a predicted model, not a curated record. The coding region runs from base 1 to 768 and encodes 255 amino acids. The transcript is spliced from 2 exons. NCBI's taxonomy places the organism in Eukaryota, Fungi, Ascomycota, Dothideomycetes, Pleosporales, Pleosporaceae. Gene Ontology annotation, biological process: ubiquinone biosynthetic process.
AUGCCACCAUCACGACUAGCCAGCUCGCUACUCGGGAGUGUCCGAGCAGCCUCAAUUCGCCCGACAGCCGCUUCGCGACAACGAUGCCUGUACCAUUCGUAUGAUUACGCGCAGCCGCCGCCAUUUCCUCCCGCCGAGUCAGCCAUCCUCUCUUCCGCAUACGCACACGUACCCAGCCAUGGGUUUACCAUGGAUGCACUGAAGCUUGGUGCUCGCGACGCCGGCUAUCUCGAUGUUUCUACGAAUCUGCUUCCGCGGGGUGUCUUCGAUUUGAUCAAUUACCAUCUUGUCACGCAGCGCUUGGCGCUACAGAACAAUGUUCAAUUUCCAGACCAGGGAGAGCAAGGGAAGAAGAUGGGCGUUGGCGCAAAAGUCAGGACGUUGACACUGGCGCGGUUGCGGGCGAACGAACCCGUCAUACAUCGAUGGCAGGAGGCACUCGCGAUCAUGGCCCAGCCUACGUACGUCCCGGCAUCUAUCGCCGAACUUGCGAGACUUGCAGACGAGAUAUGGUUUCUGUCGGGAGACCAGAGUGUCGACAGCAGCUGGUACACCAAGCGCGCAACGCUCUCAGCCAUCUACUCUUCGACCGAGUUAUACAUGACACAGGACAAGUCGGCCAACUUUGUAGAGACGGAGCAGUUUCUGGAUAACAGAUUACAAGACCUGAUGAAGGUUGGCGGCUUCAUGGGAGGACUGGGCGAGUGGCUCAACUAUACGGGACAUUCUGCCGUCAACGUGCUGAGGAGUAAGGGUGCGCGCAUCUGA